This is a messenger RNA of Zophobas morio, 2672 nucleotides long. RefSeq lists its product as uncharacterized. Gene Ontology annotation, biological process: mitochondrial transcription. Gene Ontology annotation, cellular component: mitochondrial DNA-directed RNA polymerase complex. Gene Ontology annotation, molecular function: DNA-directed RNA polymerase activity; mitochondrial promoter sequence-specific DNA binding. The coding region runs from base 435 to 2672 and encodes 745 amino acids. The record is from RefSeq and is a predicted model, not a curated record. NCBI's taxonomy places the organism in Eukaryota, Metazoa, Arthropoda, Insecta, Coleoptera, Tenebrionidae. The transcript is spliced from 33 exons.
UACAUGAGCAUGAACGGCCUUUUUUGAAAAAAAUUUUUAAAGAAGCAAAAAAGAUAGAAGAUGCCGCUCCUGAACCGACUAAUAAAAGUGCCAUCGAAUCAUCCGAAAAGAGUACUCCUAGCCGAGAGCUUUCUGGCGCGAUUCUUCUGACGUCCACGUUAGAAGUACUUAAAGGAAUCAAGGAUCCAGACGAUGUAAUUUCUCUGCUGCAAAUCCAGCGAGAUUUAGAAAAGAAUUCUUGUGAAGCGCAGUGGUAUCGACAUCGCAAGCAGGCCUCGUGGGAUAACACGCGCCAAACACCCUCAAAGCCUCUAGGAAGUUUAAUUCUGAGACCAGCGGCUAUAGAUCUUGCUCGCAAUAUAGAAAUAGCCAGAAGCAAGCUCACGCAGAAAAAUUCGUUGAAAUCCUUUCUUUAUCCUGUAGAUCCGUUUAUUAUGGCCUACAUCACGCUCUCCUCUGCUCUCAGUCUUUGCUCCUCCGGCUCUUUUUUAUUCUUAGCAGUGGCCAGUGACAUAGGCGUUAAGCUUCACGAUGAGUACUGCUUUCAAGUUUUUGAUGAUCUGAAUCUAAAUGAUAAGCAAAACGAGAUAUAUCUCCAGUUUCAAAAUCUUAAGAAACAUAAAGGCAGCAGGCAUUUUCAAAAUUUAUGGAAUCGUGUUCUUGACGAUAAUCAGGACUACUUGAGAUCUCUGGAUAUUGUUUUUUGGUCUGAAGAUACCAUCAUGAAAGUAGGCGAGUUUUUAUUGAAAAUACUUGUGGAUACUUUUGAAUUCGACACUACCAAUCCGUUAAGUAUAAGAAAACUUAGUAAUUCUGGCAUUCGUAAAAAGGCUUUUAAAAUUAUGACUACUUAUGCUGAUUCCUCAGUGAAAAAGCAGAGACAGCUCUGUUUGGAUGCUGAAUUUAUUACAGCGAUGCUUAAUCAUGAGUUAUACUUAAGCGAGGCGUUAAGCAGGCAACUACCAAUGAUUGUUCCUCCCAUUCCGUACACGGACUUCUCUAGCGGCGGGUAUCUUCUUCAUUUCAAUCGUUGCAUUGUCCGUCAGCCGCCCUCCCGUUCUUAUAAUAUUAAGUUUGCUUUAAAAGAUACUGAUCCCGAAUCCUUGAAACCAGUCUUAGAUGCUUUGAAUACUCUUUCCAAUACUAAAUGGAUGGUAAACACAAGAAUCCUGGACGUCAUGUUGGACGUGUGGGACAGAAAUGGCGACGAGAAACUCAGGAUUAUUCGCAGUCAUGAUUUUACACCAGUUGAAAAAAGAAACCGAUUUGUACGGUGGAAAUUUCAAAGGUCAAUAGCCAAUCGCUUUUCGAUUAGUUGUGACGUGCAAUACCGAUUAUUGGUGGCCUAUUCGUACCGAAAUAUUGGCUUGUAUCUUCCGCAUAACAUUGAUUUUCGAGGACGAGCUUAUCCCAUUCCUCUACAUUUGAAUCACAUGGGGGAUGACGUGUGUCGCGGCCUGCUGGUAUUCUAUGAGAAAAAGCCACUCGGGAAAGCCGGAUUGAGGUGGCUGAAGAUCCAUCUGGCAAACGUUUACGGCCAUAGCAAAGCAAAAUUUACUUUGGUCGAGCGCGAAAAAUUCACGGAGGCGCACUUGCCUCAAAUCCUUGCCUCUGCAGAAAACCCGAUGGGUACUUCGUGGUGGAAAGAAGCGGAAUCUCCGUGGCAAACAUUGGCAACUUGUUUUGAGCUCGCAGAGGCGCUGAAGAGUGAUAAUCCUGAGGAAUUUAUGACCGGUUUACCCGUCCACCAGGACGGCUCCUGCAACGGCCUGCAGCACUAUGCUGCCUUGAGCGGCGACGAGUUGGGCGCUUUGUACGUUAAUUUGACUCCCAGCGAAAAUCCGAAGGAUAUCUAUGAAACCAUAGCUGAAAGAGUUAAGGAGGCCAUUGACAUCGACGUUAACGAUCCGGCCUCGCCCAACCACGCCAUAGCGCAACUUACGCGGCCUUAUAUUUCUAGAAAGAUCGUUAAGCAUCCCGUCAUGACUAGCGUGUACGGCGCGAGGCUUGCUGGUACUUCAUCGCAGAUUGAGCAACGUUUGAAGGAGAUUUCCAAAUUUCCUACUGAGCGUUAUUAUGAGAGCUCUCGCUAUAUUGCUCGCAAGGUAGAGGCGUCUCUCGGCGAAAUCUUUGAGGCCGCUAACUCCAUCAAGUCUUGGUUGGGCACUUCUGCUGGUAUUAUUUCACAAUUGGAUAAACCUGUAAGGUGGGUGUCUCCUAUUGGCCUUCCUGUUCUUCAGCCCUACUAUAAGUUUGUUGAGAAGAGGCUUGUUGACGGACAAGUACUCCGAAUUUCAUUCGUUACAACUGCUGCGAAAAAAUCUUUCAAAAAGACGGCAUGCAGUCUGGAUGUUCGCAAGCAGAAAGCUAGUUUUCCUCCAAACUUUAUUCAUUCGUUGGAUUCUUCGCACAUGUUUCGAACUGCGCUUGCCUGCAACGAUAAAAAUAUCACUUUUGCUGCAGUGCACGAUAGUUUUUGGACACAUCCUUGUGAUGUUCCCCUUAUGAAUAAAAUUAUACGAGAAGAAUUUGUGAAUAUGCACAAGCAAGAUAUUAUGACUAAUUUAAAAGCUUAUUUUGAAAAUCUGUAUAAGAAACCUUUUCCCCCUUUACCAAAGCGCGGCUCUUUUGAUAUCAAUCUUGUCCAACAGUCAACUUAUUUUUUCAGCUAA